Molecule: messenger RNA, 1666 nt
Organism: Limulus polyphemus (Atlantic horseshoe crab)
Lineage: Eukaryota; Metazoa; Arthropoda; Merostomata; Xiphosura; Limulidae
Product: rho GTPase-activating protein 8-like
Exons: 13
Coding region: 219-1655 (478 amino acids)
Biological process (GO): negative regulation of endocytic recycling; small GTPase-mediated signal transduction
Cellular component (GO): cytoplasm
Molecular function (GO): GTPase activator activity
Source: RefSeq, a predicted model, not a curated record
GUGUCAUGUAUAACCUACGCCUUCAUACUGUGUGACGAUGUGUGUGAACGAAAUGGGAGUAAGAACAUUAUAGAAAGAUCAUACCUAAAUGCAGGAUUAACAUAAUUUACUAAUAGUCAUGGUAUUUUAAUAUUAAAAUUUAUCAUGAAUGUUCGCUGAUCGAAUACUUUAGUAGCACUAGUGAAAUCGUUAAGACAUUUAAAUUUAAAUUUUAGAAGAUGGACGAAUCUGAAAAUGAUAACGGAAGAACAUACGAAAGACGUCUCUCGGGUGACUCUACCAACAGUGAUAGUGUCCCAGAUAAUCAUGAUUGUGACUAUGAACCUGCCUUGGAAUUUGAUGAUACUGAAUUAAUUCAGGCAGCAUCCUCAGAAACAGAAAUGGAUCAGGAAGUAGAAAUGAACUGUGAUGACAAUUACCAGUACCUUGACUCACCGUUAUCUGACAGACUGAUGGAUGAAAAUUUUGAAGAAGCUUUAGCCAGUACAGCAAAUGGAUUACUAGAUGAUGAUUAUAUAGAUGAUUUUUCAGACAUUGCCAAAUAUGGGAUUGUAGAAAUUGCAGGUGAUGACUCCUAUGGAAGGAAAGUGAUAGUCAUUUCUGCUUGUAAGAUACCUUCGAACAAAGAACUUAAUCAUGCCAAAUUUCUCAGGUACCUCAUGUACACACUAGACCAGUUUGUGGAAAAUGACUAUACACUUGUUUAUUUCCAUUAUGGUCUCAAUAGAAAAAAUAAGCCUUCUCUUGGCUGGCUGUGGUCUGCUUAUAAAGCAUUUGAUAGAAAGUAUAAAAAGAAUCUUAAAGCAUUGUAUCUAGUCCAUCCCACUACCUUCAUUAGGGUAGUAUGGCAGAUUUUCCGACCUGCUAUUAGUGUCAAGUUUGGAAGGAAAAUGAUGUAUGUCAAUUAUCUUGAUGAGCUUAAAAAAUACCUUCAUUUUGAACAGUUGGCCAUUCCGAAAGUUGUUAUAGACUACGACAAGCAACUUAAAGUAGCUGCCAAAGGAUCUUGGUUUCCCAGAUCAUCAAGCUGUAGCAGUCUAAAUGUUGUAACUCCUGUCUGUUCUACUCAACAGUUCCGAGUUUCGUUGUCAUUUAUAAAGGAACACAACAAUGGUGACGUGAUACCCCGUGUCGUGAAGACAUGCAUUGCUUACCUUGACAACGAUACAGCUCUUGAAACUGAAGGGAUCUUCAGGAGAUCAGCCAAUACCCAAACUCUUAAAACAGUACAGAAUUGUUUUGAUGAAGGUAAGACAGUGAACUUUGAUGACUACAGUGACAUCCAUGUACCUGCUGUGAUAAUUAAGACUUUUUUGAGAGAAUUACCGGAACCACUGCUGACAUUUGAAUUAUAUGAUGACAUAAUUAGUUUUCAAGAAUUGGAACAGACAGAAAAGCUUCCUGUUGCCAAGUCUUUAGUGCUACAGAGAUUACCUGAAGAGAACUAUUGGCUUCUCAAUUAUAUAGUAGAAUUUCUGGUCAGGGUUAUGGAAUGCAGUGACCUGAAUAAAAUGACUGCUUCCAACUUAUCUAUAGUAUUUGGACCCAACUUGGUGUGGUCACAGAGUCAUCAGGCCUCCCUUUCAUCCAUUUCCCGUAUUAACCACUUCACGGAGUUUCUUCUGAAGAAUCAUGAUAUUAUCUUUACCAAGUAGCUGCAGAGAAA